This is a messenger RNA of Cololabis saira (Pacific saury), 969 nucleotides long. Its product is annotated as complement C1q-like protein 4. The coding region runs from base 174 to 854 and encodes 226 amino acids. Lineage: Eukaryota; Metazoa; Chordata; Actinopteri; Beloniformes; Belonidae. Gene Ontology annotation, molecular function: protein binding. The transcript is spliced from 6 exons. The record is from RefSeq and is a predicted model, not a curated record.
UUCUUCCAUUGUUGCUGCUGAUCUGCUCUCUCUCUGCAGCUCAGAUUCAAGCAGCAUCUGAUAAUGUACCUGGAGUAAAUUUAACACAAACUGAGUCGACAAGGAGAGAACCAACAAAUGUCUCUGAGCACCAACCAACAUGUACACAGGAUAUCCAUGCAGUGCUGAGAGAGAUGAGCGGCGUGUUGGCUGGACUGAAGGUUGAGAUGAGAUACUUGCAGCAUGAAAAUGAAGAACAAGCAAAAAAGACCAGAGAAUUGGAGCAGCAGUACCAAGCACAAUCAGCUAAGGUGAAUCAACUGGAGUCACAAAAUACGGAGAUGAAGCAACAGUACCAAGAACAGGCAGCUAAGCUGGCAGCUGAACUGCUCACCAUUAAAUCCAGAGCAAACACAACAGAAAACCAUGUGAACGCUCUGACAAGAGAAGGAGAAGUGAAACGAGUGGCUUUCUCAGCAUCUUUGCUCACUUCUGGCUCAGAAACUCUUGGACCAUUUAACGCACACACCAACCUGAUCUUCAGAAACGUUGUUACAAAUGUUGGAAAUGCCUAUAACGCAAACACAGGCUUUUUCACAGCCCCGGUGAGAGGAGCCUACCACUUUGAGUUCUACAUUUAUGGACAUGGACAUCCUUCACAUGGUGCUGGUGCUGCGCUGUUCAAGAAUGGAGACCAUGUUAUUCUUGCCUAUGAACAUCAGUCUUCAUUGGCUGCUAAUGCUGCUAAUGGUGUCACUUUGUUAUUAGAGGUUGGAGAUGUUGUAUUUUUGCGUCAGUGGGAAACCACAAGGAUUUCCGACACUCAUCAUAAUCACCAUAAUACCUUUAGUGGCCAGCUUCUUUUCACAUUGUGAGAGUUCUUCAGUUCACUGAUACUCAUGCACUUGAUUAUCAGAAUGUAUUGUUGCCUUUCAGUUUUCUAAUUGAUGUAAACACAGUCUUGCUAUUAAAGUUUUAUUUUCAGCUGCA